AUGCUUGGAAAGUUGCUGCUUCGAGGAUUUUUUGUGCUGGCUGCCGCCGAAUGCUUUUCGCUUUUGGAUGGUCUCUGCACAACAAGAAAUGUUACGGUAACCGGACAGCUGGGCUGCGGCGAUCGGGCAGUGAAAAAUGUCGAAGUCGAAAUGCGCGAGCACGAUAUUCUUGAUCCGGAUGAUUCACUGAACAAGACGCAUAGCGAUAACGAAGGAAGAUUUGAGAUUUACGGGCAAGAAUGUGAAGUUGGCAAUAUUGAGCCAUAUCUCCGGAUCACGCAUAACUGUGAAGAUGGUGCGCUUAAUAAGGUAUCAUUUUUUAAGAAAUUUAUUCAUUUAAAAAAUGAGGAAAAUUCACUUAGAAUUUCCUGCCAACUCUUCUUCCACCCUUCUUACAUGAAGAUAUUAAUUACAAUAUAUAUAAGAACAUAUGUUAAAAAAUAUGUAUAUUAA
Molecule: messenger RNA, 453 nt
Organism: Gongylonema pulchrum
Lineage: Eukaryota; Metazoa; Nematoda; Chromadorea; Rhabditida; Gongylonematidae
Source: the annotation of a GenBank genome assembly